Molecule: messenger RNA, 579 nt
Organism: Exophiala bonariae
Lineage: Eukaryota; Fungi; Ascomycota; Eurotiomycetes; Chaetothyriales; Herpotrichiellaceae
Exons: 2
Coding region: 1-579 (192 amino acids)
Cellular component (GO): cytoplasm
Molecular function (GO): alcohol dehydrogenase (NAD+) activity
Source: RefSeq, a predicted model, not a curated record
AUGCCAACAACCUAUCUGAUUACGGGUGCCGCUAGAGGAUUAGGCAAGGGAUUAGUCGCUGCGUAUCUAGCACAGGCCAACAAUGUUGUCGUGGCUGCAGUUCGUAAUCCUGAUGAUGAAAAUAGCAAAUCAUUACAAAGCUUACCUCGAGCGCCAACAACUUCACUCGUUAUUGUCAAAAUCGACAGCAAUUCGACGACCGAUGCCGCCGAAGCAGUCGCAGUACUUGAGACUCAGUAUAACAUUACCGCACUGGAUGUGGUCAUUGCGAACGCUGCAAUAUCCCAGAAAUUUCCACGAGUGGAGAAUGUCACAGCCGUUGACAUAUUAAAUCACUAUCGUGUAAACGUAGUUGGCGUAAUACUGUUAUUUCAGGCAGUGCUACCCUUACUUCAACGAUCCGAUAAGAUACCCAAGUUUAUUGCAAUGAGCUCGGAAACAGGCACCAUUGGGAACCAAGAGAAGUUUGAGAUCCCGAACGGUGUUUACGGACCGACCAAAGCGUCUCUAAACUGGAUAAUGAAGAAAAUCCACCUCGAACACAUCAAUAUAGUGGCAUUUCCUGCACAUCCAGGGUGA